CUCAAGGCAAAAGGUUAGCUUUUUACUCGAAGUUUUUCUCCGCAACGUCUUGUCCUUAGCAGGAAUUGGGAUGAUGCUGCAUGCAGCGCUGACGAGGACUUCGAUAUCAGAACAAGUAGCGCAGAUGUCUGAGGUAGCGAACAACGGUGCCCUGGAGCCAAAAUUGUGGAGGAUACUGGAGGCAGAUCUUGGAGCUCUCCUUUUCAUCGGAGCUGGAUGCUUCACGAGCAGUGAACUAGGACAGUCAAGAGCUCAGCAGAAAAAGGAACAAGACGCUGGGACUGACGCUCCGACUAGUACUACUAGCAGUUGUAUGUUGGCUACU
Molecule: messenger RNA, 325 nt
Organism: Amoebophrya sp. A25
Lineage: Eukaryota; Dinophyceae; Syndiniales; Amoebophryaceae
Source: the annotation of a GenBank genome assembly